This is a messenger RNA of Ochlerotatus camptorhynchus, 4230 nucleotides long. RefSeq names its product ankyrin-2-like. NCBI's taxonomy places the organism in Eukaryota, Metazoa, Arthropoda, Insecta, Diptera, Culicidae. Bases 1 to 4230 code for a protein of 1409 amino acids. The record is from RefSeq and is a predicted model, not a curated record. Gene Ontology annotation, molecular function: protein binding. Gene Ontology annotation, biological process: signal transduction. The transcript has 6 exons.
AUGCUGGGCCGUGGCGUAGCCGUUUCACCGGUGGUAACCGUCGAACCACGGCGCCGCAAAUUCCACAAGGCCAUCACGCUCAGCAUGCCGGCACCGCGGGCCCACAGCCAGGGCAUGAUCAACCAGUACUCGGGCAAUGCACCGACCCUGCGACUUCUGUGCUCCAUCACCGGUGGUACAACUCGUGCACAGUGGGAAGACGUUACCGGUUCCACACCGCUGACCUUCGUCAACGACUGCGUUUCAUUCACCACCACAGUUUCCGCGCGCUUCUGGCUUAUGGACUGCCGAAACAUAGCCGACGCUACCAAGAUGGCGACCGAACUGUACAAAGAAGCCAUACACGUUCCGUUUAUGGCCAAAUUUGUCGUUUUCGCCAAACGCACCGACCCACUGGAGGCGCGGCUCCGCGUCUUCUGCAUGACAGACGAUCGCGAAGACAAGACCCUAGAGCAUCAGGAGCACUUCACCGAAGUCGCCAAGAGUCGCGACGUUGAAGUACUGGAAGAUAAACCACAAUACAUCGAGCUGGCCGGCAAUCUGGUACCGAUCACCAAGUCCGGCGAACAGCUCUGCCUGGCGUUCAAGGCAUUCCGCGAAAACCGGCUACCCUUCGCGGUUCGCGUGAAAGACCAACACGCCGACAUAGUCGGUCGAACACUGUUCAUGCGUGAACCGAAGAUUGCGAAAGGAGAACCACCUCAGCAACCGAUCUGUAUCCUGAACAUCGUACUGCCAGAGACGAUCAUCCCCGACCACACGACUACGAUAGAAGACUCACAGGAAAUUUUAGUCCGCAUUGGACGGGGCACCCGCGCUUCACCUCGCGAUCAGAACUACCUUGGUGAACUGCGAGUUGUCGACAUCUCAAAUCUCCUCGGCGAAGACUGGGUCAAACUGGCUCCGGAAAUCGGGAUCAGUGAAACCGACGUCGAGAACAUUAUCGCUCAAAACCCGACUAGCAGUGCCCAGCAGGCGCAAGCCAUGCUCAAACAGUUCCAAUCCAAAGCCAAGAACGACUUCAACAUCCUGGAAAAUGGUCUACGAACGAUCCAUCGGGAUGACAUCGUCGAACGGUGUUUACGAAGCUCCACAACUACCACAACCGUAACGAUGCGAAACAAAACUGCCUUCUCGAUCAGCAAACGAAGUCACGACGUUGAUAUCAUCGCCGAGUCCGAAUCCAUAGCAAAGUUGGUACAAAAAGAAGAUAACCAAUACGCCAAGGAGGAAUCCAGCAAGUACUCGGUCGAAGAGAAGCGCGUCGAGGAUUCGGAGGAAUCCGAAGAGGAAACCAUCAAGAAGACAGUGGCCGAACGACGAAAACAGAUCGAAAAGCGUCUAUCUGCCGACCGGUCCAUCCCAGCAUCGACGCAGAAGAGGGAAAUCGUCGAAGAGAUCAUCACCAUCAAGCGAUCGAGCGUAAUCGACGAUACCCGUGCGAAGCACGAAGAGGAAAUCCUAAUGCAGAAACCUAUAGAUAACUCGUACAAAUCUACGGUAAUACCGGAACCCGUAGUCAAGCUGAAAACCACCCACUUGAAGGACGGAUCCAGUGUGCCGAAGGACGAAUUCGACAAGGAACUGCAAGACAAAUUCAAAUUAACCCUGAAGAAUGUCGAUGAAUUCGAGCACAAGUCGCAGGUCUUAGAGACUACGGAGAAGGUAGACACCUCUGCAAAGAUAGUGGAUGAAAUCGCCAAGAAAGACGCACCAGAAUUCAAACCCAAGGUGGACGAACCGAAACCAAAAGAUAUCAAAAAGAAACCCGAUGAUGAUGACGGAGACGACGAGGGGAAGCCACCUGUUCCUAAGGAACGGAUUCCUGUACCAACUAAACGAACAAGCAUAUCCCUAGAGGACGAUACGCCGGGAGCCGGCGUGGUCAGCGAAUCCCUCAAGAACGUACAGGAUAAGAUUUCCUCGUUUGAAACCAAGUCCUCUGACUCGAGUAAGCGUACUUCUUGGGCCAAGGAGUCCUCGAUGGGUUCAAAACAGUGGUCCGAAGAGCAGGAGAUUCUCGUCCAGAAAGCACAGCUGGAAGCUACCGAAGUCAAGUGGACAGAGGAAGAUGAGAUACGAGCUCAACAGAAGGAGUUUGACCAAAUCGCUGAAGAACAAUCGAUUCUACAACAACUAAAAUCAAAGAAGGAACAGUGGUCCGAGGAGCAGGAGAUUCUCGCCCAGAAAGCACAGCUUGAAGCUGCUGAAGUCAAGUGGACUGAGGAAGAUGAAAUGCGAGCUCAACAGAAGGAGCUUGAGCAGAUUGCUGAUGAACAAUCGAAGCUACUCCAAAAACAACUAAAAUCAAAGAAGGAACAGUGGUCCGAGGAGCAGGAAAUUCUCGCCCAGAAAGCGCAGCUGGAAGCAACCAAAGUCAGUCAUGUUAAGUCGACUGAGAAAGAUGAGAUUCGGACUCUACAGCAGGAGUUCGAGCAAAUCACCGAAGAACAAUCAAAGCAACAACCGAAGAUCGACGUAGAGAUCAAGCCGAAGGAAGCCAAAGAGGAGAUUCUGGGCCAAAAGGCGCAGCUGGAACAGAUGGAACAUGCAGUCGAAGUCAAACUUGGCAAGUGGGCACAAGAGGAGAUACAUGAGAUGGAAGCCUAUAAGCAGGAAAUCGAGCAUAUUGCCGAAGAACAAAUUAAGCAUCAGAAGGAGCUGAUCGAUGAAAAAUUCGAAAAAAUGGAAGAGGAAUUCUUGACCAAGGUAGCCGAGGAGAAGAAGGAACUUUUCGAUCAGUUCGAGCAGAAAGUGCACGCUCAAGAGCAUGCGUUGGCACUUGGAUUCCAAGACAUGAAGGGUGAGGGACAAACUAAAAUGGAUAAAAGGGAACAGCAGUUCCAGCAAACGAAAUCCGAGGUAUUCAGCAAGGUUGAAGAGAAGGUCACUAGCGUGACAUCGAAGGCGGAAUCAUUUGCAGAGAGCUUCAAAAGUGACGCCAAGAAAAUCCAAGGUCUAGGAGAUGGUUUUCGACAGGAAGUGCAAGAGUUUACAGCGCAAAGUUCCGAGACCAAGACAUUCGUUGAUCAGAAAGUCGAUAGGACAGUGAAGGAGAUUCGCGACUCCGAAAUAGUGUCUGAAGUGAAGGAGUCUACCCAACAGAGUAAGGAAGCUAUCGAUAGGGCAGCAGAAGCAGUGGCAAAGGAAACUGUGACCAGUUCAAAACAUGUAGAGCCCACUGUUCAGGAGGCGUUCACCAAGGAAAGCUUCGCAAGUGUUCGUGAAGAGGUCAUCAGUAAGGAUUUGACCGGUACGCUGAAGGAAAGUGCGGAAAAGACGAAAUUUGAAGUCGAAACGGGAAUUCGCCAGGGCGACGAACUUAUAGCGGAAAGAGUUUCCGAAAUUGGUGAAGAGUUCCGGCGAACGGAGGAAACUGCCGCAAUUAAACCAGAUGAAAAGCCAUCGAUUGUGGAAACUGUCAAGAAGACAGUUACGCAAGAAGUAACUUCUAAGAUUCCGGUGUUGUCUAAGCGUACAUCUCCGGAAGAGCCACCGAAGCCAAAGGAAGAACCGAAACAGGAGAAGCAUGAAGAACCAGCCAUGGAAAGCAUUAUCGAAGCUGCCCAGACCGUUGUGAAGCAUGUGGAAGCAGCGGUUUCGAAGAUUCCGCGAUUCCACGAAAGUGCGAAGCCUGCUGCACAUAAACCGGAAACAUCCGAUGUCAAAUCACCGGAGCCGGAAGUGACUUUCUCGAAGAUACCCAUUUUGAGGGACCGUAAGAGCUCGGAGCAGUUCUCAAGUGAUUCUUGUGAGACAGUAAUCAUGCAAAAGACCCUACGCGAACAGGAUUCUCUGCUGAAAUCGGACAGUGACGAAAAACCGACGGAAGGACUGCCGGCCACAGUUUUUGAGGAGUGCGAAGAGAUCACCACUAAAGAAGUCAAGGAAGUACUGAGCUUUACGACAAUGGAUGAAUCGGUGCUGAACGAACUGAUCACCGAAGAUGAACGUGCCGUUACGCCGGAUGAUUUCAUCGACGAAAUCAUCGAGGAGGCCCAGGACAAGGUGCAGCUGAUGCAGGACACUGAAAUAGCUGCCUAUACGUUGGAUUUGAGCAAAUCCGAAGACGAUGUUCAACAAAAAUCUCCUCAUCCGAUUCCGGAGUACGUAACGGAACGGUACGACCAUGAAGAUGAAUAUGAUGAUCACGACGAGCACGAAAAAUGGCAAGCAUCCAACUCAUUCCAAACCACUAUCAUCCGAUAUUUGUUCCUUACGAUACUGUAA